Messenger RNA from Harpegnathos saltator (Jerdon's jumping ant), 1427 nucleotides. RefSeq lists its product as uncharacterized. The transcript has 3 exons. Bases 298 to 1101 code for a protein of 267 amino acids. Lineage: Eukaryota; Metazoa; Arthropoda; Insecta; Hymenoptera; Formicidae. The record is from RefSeq and is a predicted model, not a curated record.
GCGAACUUCCCGGGCCAACGGGUUAGCCGAUCACCUCUGGACUCCCUCCAGAGAGUCGCCGGCGAUUGGCCCACGUGGGAGGGGACGAAUGAACGCGACUAUAAAUGGUACGAACCGGCCGUUCUCCAGGAACACAAAACGCCGAACCGACGACCGGGCAUCUCACUUCUGGUACGAGCGAGUACUGACGUAGGACAGCAGCGCUCUUACUCAGUCGAGAAGAAGAAGAAGAAGAAGAAGAAGGAGAAGGAGAAGAAGCGGGAGACCGGCCAAGAGCACACGCCCCUGGACUUCGUCAUGAGAGGCCUGAUUCUCCUGCUCGCUACAGCGGCGAGCUGUCGUGCCGGCUACAUCGCUCCGCCGUCGUACGGCAACCCCUUGCUGCACUCUCAGCCCCAGCAAGUCGCACCGAGCUAUGCGCCACCGGCUCCGGUCGGCGAGGACGGCAAUGUCAUCGAUACGCCGGAAGUGGCACAGGCGAAGGCCGCGCACUUUGCCGAAUUCGCGAGAGCAGCCGCUCGAGCAGCUGUGAGCGAGGAGAAAGAGCGGCAGCAGGAGCAGCAACAUGGUUACAACCCGCAUAUCUCGUCGUCAACGCACAUCUACCCGGCGACUCAGCCAACCGCAGUGCCCUACCUCAGGCAGACCAAUUACCAGCAGCCCACACCGACCUAUCAGACGGUGAAUCACGUGCCGACGUCCAUCUACAACCCGGCGAGCUACCACCAGCAGCCGCAGCGGUACGAAGCCCGAGCCAACUUUGUGGGCCAGAAGAACUACGCGCUGCCGUCGAAGACCACCACCUUCGUGCCGGCGCCGUUGGGCGAGGACGGCACGGUCGUGGACACGCCGGAAGUGGCGGCUCUCAAGGCUGCCAGACUGGCCGAGCUCGCCGAGGCCGAGGCGCGAGCUUACAAGCACGCGAGCACGCAGCAGUACAAUCCGGAGGAGGACCAGGGUCAAGGUUACCCGGCGGCCGGACCAGCCCCUAUCAACUACCUGGGGCCCGGCGCUGCGAGAAGCCCGUACUACGGAGUCCAGUCUUACGCGAAUUACCAGCCCCAUCAUUAUCGUCCCCAGCACCUCGUAGGAAACUACUGAUCCUCACGGAUCGGUCGGCCGCCGACACUGUCCGGACACUGUACAUACUCUAGAUGAAUAAAUUGCUUUCCUUCCUUUUCUACGCGAAUCACACCGCGGUGCAUUGUUUCUCACUACGCCGACGACAUUUGUACGCCUCUUCUAUGAUUCUCGGCUGAUUGUGAUACAUAAAGACUGCUGAGAGAAAGAUUCAGUGGAAGGAUCAACCGUGUCGACUCCUCUUGUCCUCCUGAUCCUCUUCGCCUGUCAAAUUUAUUGUCUCGUUUUGUACGAUAUAUAUACAUGUGACUAUUUUAUAAUAAAUAAAUAAAUAAAUAAAUUGAAUU